AUGCCUCCAAGAAAGAAGACCAGAAGCAACAACAUAACUUCCCAGGAUGGGCCAAGCCAUGCUGACUCAGAGUCAAGGCAACAUGCCUCUUCUAGAGAAGAAGAACGUGCAAGUGAGGGAACUUUUACCCUCACAGAUCUUGUUGCAGCCAUUCGUGCUAUGGGUGAGACCCAGAGGGAGAUGGCAGAGAUGAUAAAAGAACUCAAAAAUUCGGCUCCAAAGCCAAGUGAAGUGAAUGAGAAGCACCCACAGGAGGAAUCUGCUGCUGCCGGAAAGGAGUCUGAGCAGAAGGGACCAUCUUUUGUCACUCAGGAGGACGUUGUUGCCAUGCUGGAAAAGGAGCUGAGUCGAAGUCAGGAAGAUUGGAAGUAUCUUCCUCAGCCGCCGUAUCCAUCAAGCUUACUCCAGCAGCCAUAUUCUAAAGGCUAUGAAGCACCGACCUUUGUCCUCUUUGAUGGACGAAAGGGGAGCCCGAAGGAGCAUGUCAAUCGCUUCAUCGAUGCCUUGGGACCGUAUGCUGGUGAUCAUAAUCUUCGACUUAGAGAAUUUUCAAAGAGUCUCACCGAUCGUGCUUACACAUGGUAUACAACGUUGGCACCAGGCUCUAUUCAUUCCUGGGAAAGUCUGGCAAGCAGGUUCUGUAAGAAGUAUUUCCAGCAUGAAGCAGCUGCCGUGACAUUUCAUAAUAUCACGGAAGCUGAAACAAGUGUGAUGGAACGUUAUUUAAGCAUGAAACAGGGGCCCACAGCUUCACAGGUCCUUCAAAGAAACCCAAAGUUCAAAUCACUCUUUGACCAACUUGGCUUCGGGCCUCAAGCAAGAGAAGCAGCUGCUGUAGCCCUGAUGAAUAUCUCUGAGGAGUCUAAUUCUCAAUGCUUUACAACUCAACCACAAGGGUCAUUCUUGGGAAAUGACAAUGCUAUUGUCUUUACGAACGAAGACAUGGAAGUUCCAUACCCGGACCAUAGGAGGCCGCUUUACUUGGAGGGACAAAUCAAUGAUGUGUUCAUAAGGAGAGCUUUGGUGGACACGGGUUCCUCUGUCAACAUAUUACCUCUGUCUGUGCUUACGGCAGCUGGUAUCCCAUUGUCCAAAAUUGUCCAAUCACAAACAAACAUCAGUGGUUUCGGAAAUAAGAGUGAGGUCACAGUCGGGCAUCUACAAGUACAUUUGAAGGUUGGGCCAAUUCGGUCACUUACUAAGUUCUAUGUUGUGGAUGUGGAUGUGGCUUACCAUGCUUUGCUUGGAAGGCCAUGGCUCAACAAGCAUAAGCUUGUGGUCUCUACCUAUCAUCAAUGCGUAAAAGGAAGGAUUGGGCUGAGGCCGCUACGCAUACCUGGAAACCAAGCACCUUUCAACAAAGAUGAAGCUCACUACUCUAAGGCGGAAUUCUACACUGAAUGCACAGGUGCUGGAAGCAAUCCAUCCAAGGAUUUCGGGACCUACCUUCCUUCGUGGACUGAAAUUCGUGAUUUAAGCAAUGAGGAGCUCAUCACCAUUGUUGAUCGAGAGAGAAAGAGGCACUCGGAAGUCAACAACCAUGCCUAUGAUCAUCCCCAAUGCUCAAAGGUGACGCUGCCCGAUGGACGUAUCGUGUACCGCUUAUGA
Molecule: messenger RNA, 1608 nt
Organism: Prunus armeniaca (apricot)
Lineage: Eukaryota; Viridiplantae; Streptophyta; Magnoliopsida; Rosales; Rosaceae
Source: the annotation of a GenBank genome assembly